Messenger RNA from Penicillium expansum, 2421 nucleotides. Its product is annotated as Branched-chain amino acid aminotransferase II. The record is from RefSeq and is a predicted model, not a curated record. Gene Ontology annotation, molecular function: branched-chain-amino-acid:2-oxoglutarate transaminase activity. Gene Ontology annotation, biological process: branched-chain amino acid metabolic process. NCBI's taxonomy places the organism in Eukaryota, Fungi, Ascomycota, Eurotiomycetes, Eurotiales, Aspergillaceae. Bases 1 to 2421 code for a protein of 806 amino acids. The transcript has 4 exons.
AUGGCGGCCGUAAUGCCCAGCACGGCAUACACGCCGCACCCUACCAAAAUGAUGAAGGCAGCACAGUGGAUGGGCACACGAGAAGUAGAAGUGGGAAUCGUACCCAAGCCGAAGAUCACAGACCCCGGCGACGCCAUUGUCCAAAUCACCCACUGCACGAUCUCCGGUUCAGACAUCCACCUGUACGAAGGCGAGCUCAAAGACGCAAUGGAAAAAGGCGACAUUCUCGGCCAAGAGGCAAUCGGCAUUGUAGAAGAAGUCGGGCCGGAUGUCAAAACCCUCAAUUCCGGAGACCGGGUCAUCAUCCUACCUGUCAUCUCGUGUGGCACCUGCAGCUAUUGCCAGCGACAGGAGUAUUCGCUUUGUGACAACACAAACCCAUCCAAGGAAAUGGAAGCCGCGUACGGCCACAGACUCAGCGGGAAGCUGGGGUACAGCCGGCUGUGUGGCGGGUAUCCAGGGGACCAGGCGGAGUACUGCCGUGUGCCGCAUGCGGACUUAUCAUGUGUCAGGGCGCCGGAGCAUAUCGAUGCGCGGAAAUUACUUGGCCUGACGAACGUCGUGACCACCGCUUGGCAUGCGCUGGAGUUGGCUGACAUGCAGCAAGGCGAUGUGGUGGGUGUAUGGGGUUGUGGACCGAUUGGCCUUGCUACACAGCGACUGGCGAAGCUCCGUGGAGCUAGGAAGGUGUAUGCCAUGGAUAAGGAUCCACAGCGACUUCGGAUCGCUGAGGACUUCGGCAUGACUCCUGUCGAUGUGGAUGCUCAUCCUGAUGUGGCUGAGUACAUUCUAUCAAUUCAGGACCAUGGUCUUGAUCGGUCUAUUGAGGCUAGUGGGUUCCGUAGUUCGCCGAAAACUGAGUAUCCAGCUAUGAGGGCGAUUGGGCUUGAGAAGGAUAGUAGUGAUACACUAUCGGCGAUGAUCAAGGCAACCCGUAAGGGUGGUAAUUUGGCAUUGGUUGGGGAUUUCUUCUUCAUGACACAUGAUUUCCCGAUUGGGCCUUUGAUGCAGAAAGCGCUAACAGUGCGGGGGGGUCAAACGUGGCCGCAAAAGGUGAAUUGCUUUUUUUUCUUCUUCCGGUUUGAAUUGAUAGCUUACCAGGUGCAGUAUUAUCCGUUUUUGAUGGAUCUGGUGGUGCAAGGCAAGCUUGAUACGGCGUGGAUGUUCACGUAUGUGGAUGAAUUCGAGAACAUCGCGGACAUGUACCAGAAGUUCUCGCAGCAUGAGGUCCCAGGCAAACUGAAACCUUGGCCCCCCGCGGGGAUUAGCAUCUCCACACUUCUUCAUCAAUUCUUCAUGUUCCCCCCGCCACCCAUUGCACUCGAUUGGAAUAACCUGGGCUUUAAAGUCCGGGAUGGCAACGGCCAUGUCGAAAUCCACUUCUCCAAUAGCGGUGAGAAUAAAUGGUCCGCACCGCAAUUCGUCGCCUCACCCUUCCUACCAAUACACGGGAUGGCGCCGGGCUUGAACUACGGUCAGCAAGUCUACGAAGGCCUUAAAGCCUUCCGCCACCCAGCCAAUGACAAGAUAACCAUCUUUCGCCCCGACCGCAACGCCAAGCGCAUGCAGUACUCCGCUGAAGUAGUCUCCAUCCCGCCCGUUCCGAAGGACUUGUUCAUCGAAUGCGUGCGGUUAGCAGUCGGUGCAAACGCCGAGUAUGUCCCGCCCCAUGACUCCGGCGCCGCGAUGUAUGUCCGGCCCAUGCUUUUUGGCUCCUCUGCACAGUUAGGGCUGAGUCCACCGGAUGGGUACACGUUAGCUGUAUUUGCUAUGCCAACUGGCGUAUACCACGGGGCUACUGCGGUUGAAGCACUGAUCUUGGAAGAUUUUGAUCGCUGUGCACCGCAUGGAACCGGUGCUGCUAAGGUUGGUGGAAAUUAUGCGCCAGUGUUGCGGCACAGUGACCGGGCGCGGCGGGAGGGUUUUGGAAUUACCCUUCAUUUGGAUAGUGCGACUCGCAGUGAGGUCGAUGAGUUCUCGACUUCUGCUUUCAUUGGAGUGAAGCGCGACGGAGAUCAGAUCACUGUGAUCCAGCCGGAUAGCCAGAAUGCGAUCGACUCCGUUACGGCGGCGUCGGUGCUGGAAAUUGCGCGCACGUUGGGCUACCGGGUGGAGAAGAGGCGGGUUGCUUACGAGGAGCUGCGCGAGUUCGAUGAGGUUAUUGCUGCUGGUACGGCAGCGGCGUUGGUGCCUGUAGGUAGCAUUACGAUGCAGUCCCGUGGUGAUAAAUUUGAGUACCGUUGCGGGGCUCAAAAGGAGGGUGGUGAGGUUUGCGUUAAGUUGCUGCAGACGCUUCGUGGUAUACAAUCGGGAACUAUCGAGGAUACUUUUGGUUGGAACUAUGAGGUGCAGGCACCACCGAAGGGAUGGACACAGCAAGAGCAGGAGGAGAUUGAGCUAAGCGGUGCCAAUGUCCCAUAA